AUAUUCACAAUUUUCACGUCAAAGAAGAGAGAUCAAAUCUUAUGCUUAUGCCGACAUGGAUGAUCACCAAGAAUCGAGUUCUCUCAAGCAACUCUUCUCUCUAUCUUCAUCUCCUUUCCUCUCAACCUUCAAGAUCAAGAAACAUACAUUAUUCGUAAUCUCUCUUCUCAUUACUUUCCUUAUCUUCUUCGUCAUCGUCGUUGAUCUUGUCGGCUUCAAGCCUCGUCUCUCUAUCGGAUUCUUGUCGAAAACAUUAACUAAGAAACCAAGAAACAACGACGUAUGCGACUAUUCAUACGGUAGAUGGGUUCGUAGACGAAAACGUGACGUGCACGAAACCUAUUACGGAGAAGAGUGUCGGUUUCUGGAUUCUGGUUUUCGUUGUCUGAAUAGUGGAAGAAAAGAUUCUGGCUUCCGACAAUGGCGAUGGCAACCACACGGCUGCAAUCUUCCACGAUUCAACGCAAUUGAUUUUCUGGAGAGGAGUCGGAAUAGGAGGAUAGUGUUCGUCGGAGAUUCCAUCGGAAGGAACCAAUGGGAGUCUCUUUUGUGUAUGCUUUCACAAGCUGUGUCUAAUGAAUCUGAGAUAUAUGAAGUUAAUGGGAACCCUAUAACCAAGCACAAGGGCUUCCUUUCGAUGCGGUUUCCUGAACAUAACCUAACCGUUGAGUAUCAUAGAACUCCGUUUCUUGUUGUGAUUGGUCGGCCACCUGAGAACUCACCGGAAGACGUCAGAAUGACGGUUAGAGUCGAUGAGUUUAACUGGCAGUCAAAAAGAUGGGUCGGGUCUGAUGUUUUGGUCUUUAACACAGGACACUGGUGGAACGAGGACAAAACCUUUAACGUAGGUGUCUAUUUUCAGGAGGGGGGUAAGUUAAACAAGACAAUGAGUGUAAUGGAGGGGUUUGAGAAGUCUUUAAAGACAUGGAAGUCAUGGGUUUUAGAGAAACUAGAUCCCGAGAGUAGUUACAUCUUCUUCAGAAGCCUUUCUCCUGUGCAUUAUAGGAACGGGACAUGGAACUUGGGUGGUCUGUGUGAUGCAGAGACGGAGCCAGAGAUUGAUAUGAAGAAGAUGGAAUCUGACCCUGUCCACAACUUCUAUAUCUCUAAAGUAAUACAAGAAAUGAAAUAUGAACAUAGUAGGGUUAAGUUUAUGAACAUUACAUACCUGACUGAGUUCAGGAAAGAUGGUCAUCCUUCAAGGUAUCGUGGUCCGGAUGUUCCUGAAAAUGCUCCUCAAGACUGCAGUCACUGGUGCUUGCCUGGUGUACCUGACACAUGGAAUGAGGUUCUCUAUGCGCAGCUAUUGUCAAUGAAUUACCGAACAAAAUGA
Raphanus sativus (radish) is the source of this 1333-nucleotide messenger RNA. Its product is annotated as protein trichome birefringence-like 8. Gene Ontology annotation, cellular component: Golgi apparatus. Lineage: Eukaryota; Viridiplantae; Streptophyta; Magnoliopsida; Brassicales; Brassicaceae. The transcript has 4 exons. Gene Ontology annotation, molecular function: O-acetyltransferase activity. Bases 56 to 1333 code for a protein of 425 amino acids. The record is from RefSeq and is a predicted model, not a curated record.